This is a messenger RNA of Trichoderma atroviride IMI 206040, 894 nucleotides long. RefSeq lists its product as uncharacterized. NCBI's taxonomy places the organism in Eukaryota, Fungi, Ascomycota, Sordariomycetes, Hypocreales, Hypocreaceae. The record is from RefSeq and is a predicted model, not a curated record.
AUGGACAAACAGUUGGUCUUGGCUCGAGAAACCCAAGGUGCGACUGUGCAGGACCAGAUGGAGCUUUCUUCUCCCGUCUCAAGCGAGACUCUUGCGUUACAGCAGAGGAUGAGAGCUAAUUUCGUCGAGCUUCAAGAACAGAGGCUUCAUAAGUUGAUUAGCGAAGGCCAUCUUUGCGUUGGUGGUCGCUCCCUUGUAUGGGUCGAUGAGCAUGGGCUUCUUACAGCACAAAACAUGAGCAGCAAGUAUCCACGAGAGAAGAAACCUUUCUUCCACGCAGGAUCAGACGCUGAUGUGACUCAAAUAUCUAAAUCCAAAACGAUAUCGCGUCACUGUUGGGGCAAAGAACAUUCUGGAAGUGAAAAGGAUGUUUUGGGCUCUCUUUUAGAGCAUCUCGUCACGAAAGAGAUCAAAUAUCUACCCAUCACUACUCAUUUAACCUGGAAGAACCUUUUGGCUGAUCUCGAAAGCUCGACGGCUACUCAUACACCGACAUCGGUCAUGUUCAAGAAGUUGAAGGAAGCCAUAACCGAAGAAAAAGAUGACUGGGGUCACCUCGACUUUUUCGUUGACAACUGUGAAGAUCAGAAGGAAUUUUUCGACAUAGAUCUAGACGCGCUUUCCGCAGCCUUAUACCGAAUCGCCGGGGUAGAUGCUCAUCGGAGCAAACCUUGGAUAGCGUUACGCCAGAUCGACGAGGACUUGGCUGAUGAGAUCUUCACACUUUGUAAUUUGGCAAAGAGGGUGCAAACAGAAGAGCUCUCUCUAGAACAGCUUCCUUGUCUAUCUGAGCUUGUCAAUGGCUUGCGAGACACACUUUGGGAGUGGAAGAUGGUAGGAAAAAUGGACCGACUGUUCAAAGUCAUGGAAGCAAAAGUUUUUGGUCGGUCAUAG